AUGCUCCGUGGCGGAACCCGGUUUAAGCAAUCUCCUAACCAGAACCUGACAUCAAACUAUGUUCUGAACGAAAUCAAGGAAACUGUCGUACUGGAACUGAGGAAAACGCAAGCCAAUUUUGAAGAGCAGCUUAUUGAAAAAAUUAACAAAUUACUUGCUGAGCAAUUUUUGGCGCUAAAAAAUGAAUUUUUAGAAAAGAUCAAUAUGGUGACGACUAAAAUCCAACAAUUAGAAGUAACGCUUAUGACAAAAGCAGACACUUAUAAGGAUGCAAUAACUAAGAAUUUGAGUUUAAAUACAAUAUCAAUUAAAGCUGGUCAUAAAACUAAAACUCAGUCCCAGAUGAAAGCGAAGCCCGUCGUACAAAAUGAAAAACCAAGUACCUCGCUCGCAGAUUCAGUACCUGAUGCAGAUAGAACUAUGCAGAAGUCCCGCUCUAUAUCUGCUCUUGCAGUUGGCGAUCCCGACUCUGAUAACCUUGACAAAGACGGAUGGGUGGAGAAAGGCACAAAUCUGUUGGAGUUAUUCGAAGAGGAUUCUGAGUGUGAAGAACCGGAGUUGGUGCAAGUUUAUUUAAGGCUAAAACCUUGUAAUAUUCCAAGUAAUUUAUAUGAAAUAAAAUCAGAUCGCUGUUUAAUUACGUCUUUGGAUACUGCAACUGUGGGUCAUGGACGGCGAACUCAGCAUAAUGUAUCGAAAAUGUAUUCGUUUACUCAUAUAUUUGGGCCAGAGGCAAAUCAAAAAGAAUUAUUUGAACGUGUUGUAAUGGAUAAUUUAAAAAAGUUGCCUGAAGGAAACAGUUUCACAUUACUUACAUAUGGAGCUUCUGGUUCAGGCAAAACAUUCACCCUCAUGGGUACAGUGGCUGCACCCGGUCUUGUUCCUCGAUCUCUGGAAUAUGUUUUUAGAGUAGUAGAUGCAGCUCAGAGACCAGUAUAUAAACCGGCUGACAAUGGUGCAGAGAAGCUUAGCAAGGCUGCGCAAGAUCAUGAGAUGCAGUUUGUGAAACAGAUGCGACAUGUGUCAGCACCAUUAAGAGAUAAAUAUCGCCGAAUGAGUGUACAGCUAAGGAAUGAUCUUACCACUAGCGAUAUGGAAUUGCCUAGAAAAACAAAAUACUAUGUUUGGGUGUCCUUUGUAGAAAUCUACAAUGAAGGCAUUUAUGAUUUACUUUCAACCAGUGACAGGAGUUCUGCAUCAAAGCUUGUCAUUCGAGAGGACUCCAGUGGCAAUGUUUAUGUCAAGGGAGCGACACAAGUAUUUGUGAGAACUGGGGAGGAGGCUUACGAUGUUAUGGCGGCUGGAAAACAUAACCUACAAGUCGCAGCUACUGGAGUGAAUGCACACUCCUCUCGCUCACAUUGUAUCUUCACCAUUACUAUGCUGACACAAACUGAUGUGGGUUGCCGGGUGUCGAGCGUACGUCUGUGUGACUUAGCGGGCUGCGAGCGCGUGAGACGCACGCAAAACGCCGGUGCCCGGCUAGCGGAGUCCCGCGCCAUCAACUCCUCGCUGCACGUACUGGAGCGCUGCUUGCGCACACUGCGCAGGCGGCAGCGCGCCGGCAGAGAUGCGCUCGUGCCGUACCGGUACGUACCGUGUCGUGUCGCGUGGUGUCGCUGUACAGCACAGGACCGCGCCAUAAACUCCUCGCUGCACGUGCUGGAGCGUUGCUUGCGCACACUGCGCAGGCGGCAGCGCGCCGGCAGAGAUGCGCUCGUGCCGUACCGGGAAUCAAAGCUGACGCGUCUUCUUGGCGCUGGCUUGUCCGGCGCUCGUGGGGAAGCGGUUAGCGUUGUUGUGACCAUUACCCCGGCACCAGAAUGUGCUCAUGAAACUAGACACGUGCUACAACUUGCCGCGGUCGCGAGAGACAUCCAGGUCAACAACACAGUAUCUGAAUACUCAUCUCUGGAGACGACACACCAAGAUACAAUAAUAGCUCACAACCCAGAUGUUUUGAAACUUCGAGCUGAUAAUGAGCGAUUGCAUUUCGAACUAAUUCAGGCCCAUGCGCGAAAUAAAGAAUUGUUGGCUGCAAUGGAGGAACGUCAGGCUGAAACGGCGAACACUAUGCAGGAAUUGGUUGACGAAGCUAAGGACUUGACACGGCAGUAUUAUGAAGCACAAAUACAAUCUUUGAGGGACGAGAUGGAAGAAAUGAAAGAGGAAUACGAAGCUAGAUUAUGCAAGCUCGCAUCGCAAGCUCCAGCAUCCAUUGAAGGCACACCGACUCGUGCUUUACAAAACAAGAUAUCACAACUUAUGAGGGAGAUAGCUAUUCUAGAGGAAAAACUUUCAGCAGAAGAAUUGGCACGCGCAAGAGCUGAAGAAGAGCUCCAACACUUGCGAGCUUGCAUCGAAGAGAGAGAUGAAAAAGAUUACGAUGACGCCCAGAAGCAAAACGAGGAAGUCAUGUCUGUUACUGACAGUGAAGAUGAUAGUCACGAAGAAGAAGAAGACCCGUUCAGUGAAAGUCUAGAACCAACGUUCAAAAAAGAAGAUAUAAAUCGAUCACGAUUAAUGAGGCAAAGUCUAGCCAACGUAAAUCGUAGUACAAACGAUGACAGUAAAGUUGAUGAUACCGGAACUGACUACGUAAUAGUUGACAUAAAUAAUCAGACGAUAGAAAAGAUUAAUGACACUGUUUCAUUGGAAAAUUCUGGUGACACUUUAAAAGAUAUUGAUGUCAUUAAUGAGAAAACUUAUACUGGCGAAGUCGAAGAUAACGUUACGUGUGAGGAAAACGAUAAGGAAAUUGACGAAGGACUUGGCGAGUUAAGUAGAGAAGUUGACUGUGUAAAAGUUGAUAAAAGUUUUAAGAAUGAAGAAGUUAACACAUUUAAUUCUAGCAAUAGAGGGACGUAUUUUAUCAAUAAUACCGAGACUGUUCUUAGCUCUAGUGAUGCGGUUGAAGAGAAGUCUAAAAUGCAAACGUUAUUACGUGGCACAUAUUUCGUAAGAAAAUCUCAAGAUGACAGCAAGUCGGAAAAUUCCACACAAGAACAAGAAAAUAACUUUUCUGUAGGACAAUGUGAAGUUAAAGAAAAAUAUGAAAGUACAAAGCAGAAAGAAGACAUCAAAACCAACACAAAUGUGCCUCUUGCUAUGUCUGAUACGUUAGUGAAUAAAAUACUGAAUUCUCUGGAAUCCAAAUCGAGUGCUCAUAAUUCCAACACUUCUCUUGCACAAUUCGAGCAGCUAGAAAUGGCAGCAAACGAUUUCGAUGAUGAACCAAAAAGGAAGACUUUCGAUGCACUUACAAACAUAAAAACUCUCAAAGAGAAAAGAAUCUUCUUCUGUGACAAUAUUCCUGAAGAGCCUUCAAAAGAUUUCCUUAAUAUAGAGUCAAACAAAGAAAAGAAAGUCUUUUUCGAUAAUUUAGAUGUUAAUGUCGAUAAUGAAAAUAAAAGAGUGUCAGGCAUUAAAAAUAUUGUUUAUUUAAAAAAUGAUGAUGUGAGGUCACCAUCGAUUGUUAAAGAAGAAACUGCAUGUGAUUUUAAGCUGAGCACAAUGAAGAAGCUUUUCGGGGAGAGCUUAACUAGACAAGCUGAUCCAAUUUCUGUCAUUCAAAAGGCGAAUAUUCUAAUUAAUAAGAGUUCCGAUUCCGUUGACGUAUUUGAAGGUUAUGAUUCACCACAAAUUGAAAUAGCUCCAAAAAGCGAGCAAGACGACGUAGAAAAUUUACAGAAAUUUUUCAAAAAUACUGUUUUAACAGAUGAACUUACCAAAAUAGACGUGAAAUGUAUGAUAACACCGGAAAAACAAGUAGAAAAAGAGAUUCAAACAGUAACCAAACCUUCAAAAAGAGAGCAAGAUGACGUAGAAAAUAUACGGAAAUCUAUCGAAAAUAUUGUUUUAUCAAAUGAACUUGCCGAAACAUGUGUGAAAAGUGCGAUAAAAUCAGAGAAACCUGUGGAAAAAGAAAUACAAGCAGUUCCCAAACCAACCAAAGAUAAUACAUUUCAUGAAGAAGCGAACGCAAAAAUUGACAAUACGCUAGAAGAAUUUGAAACAAUUUAUAAAGAUAUAUCUGAACCGAGAGCGACGCAAUUUGAUCUGUUGGUAGGACAGGAUGUAAACAUCACUGACAGUAAUAAAGAUACAACUACCGAAGCAAAGGAAUCUGUAGAAACGAAGUAUAACUUAAGGAAGAGACUAAAGUCUGAAAGUAAUGAUAACAAAAGGGAAUUGAAUGAUAAUGAAGUAUUAAUGAAGAGUCAAGAAAAAAGCGCAAGAAAAGGCAAUACAAGGAGGACUUUACGGUUGCGAAGACAAAAAUAUCUAGAUAAUGAUAGUUCUGAGCAAGAGAGAAGUGCCAAAUUGAAAGACAUAAUCAAUUUGCAAGAGGAAUUCUCUGACGUCACUAUGAAUGUGCCGGCGCCCAAGAAGGAGGUCAAAGAUAUAGUUUCUCCUAUUAAAAUUGAGGAAGAAGAGAAUUUGCCUCCGAUAGAAGGAAUACAGAGUUGCCCAUCGAAGAGUGUAGCACGCAGUAGAAGAAAGCUAUUCACGCCUCGCGCAGAACCACUCGAAGAGAGUUUGAGCCAAGUGGGCGACAGUAAUGAACGCGUCCGUGUCCCGAGGCCGUCGUAUCACCGUCCUAGAGCCCGACGCAAGCUCUAA
Messenger RNA from Parnassius apollo (apollo), 4623 nucleotides. The record is from the annotation of a GenBank genome assembly. Lineage: Eukaryota; Metazoa; Arthropoda; Insecta; Lepidoptera; Papilionidae.